AUAUAUAUCACGCUUCUCUAAACUGCGCUCACCGCAGUCCGAAACAGACAUGGUUUCUGUUCUGGUCGCGUUCGUCCUGGUCUUCGUGGCAUCGUUACAGUUCGUAACGACUCCGGUCUAUGGAGCUGCAUAUUGUGACCACUCUGGAUGGAAUUUCUUUGGCCCCUGCCCAAGGUACAGUCGUAUCGAGUACCAAGGUUCCAAACUUAGCUGCAGCUACUACUGCGGGCCUAAUGAUGGAAUUUGCUACAAAAAAGAGAGGGACAGAAGACCUUGCUUGAACUUUGACGGCGCAUCGAAAGGCAGGUGCUUCAGGGGGCGGUGUUACACACCGGAAGAAUAUACACACAUGCGUCCAGCGCACUACAGAAAUCCAGCGCGAGAGUGCCCGAGAGGAUACGACUACCUGAGAAACUCGAACGGAGUCUCUUACGGAUGCCAGUACUACUGCCAGACAGGCCGGAGCAACAACCCAUAUCCCAGGGAAGUUGAUGGCAGUGACUGUCUCAUUCCAUCGACUGCAGCAAAUGGCAUAUGUUGGGACGGCGAGUGCGUUCGUCAGUGACAGAAUGCAGACGAUGAUGACAGAAGAUGAGAUGGAAAUCGCAGAAGUUGAAAUUUUUUUUUCCAGGGGAAUAAAUAUUUUAUCAAUCGACAA
This is a messenger RNA of Ornithodoros turicata, 658 nucleotides long. RefSeq lists its product as uncharacterized. The transcript is spliced from 7 exons. The coding region runs from base 50 to 565 and encodes 171 amino acids. NCBI's taxonomy places the organism in Eukaryota, Metazoa, Arthropoda, Arachnida, Ixodida, Argasidae. The record is from RefSeq and is a predicted model, not a curated record.